Molecule: messenger RNA, 225 nt
Organism: Aspergillus saccharolyticus JOP 1030-1
Lineage: Eukaryota; Fungi; Ascomycota; Eurotiomycetes; Eurotiales; Aspergillaceae
Product: polyketide synthase
Exons: 1
Biological process (GO): secondary metabolite biosynthetic process; fatty acid biosynthetic process
Molecular function (GO): fatty acid synthase activity
Source: RefSeq, a predicted model, not a curated record
CGACUCCUCCUGGAAUACACCUACCGCGCGCUGGAAAAUGCCGGCCUGCCCAUGGAGAAGGUCGCCGGCACGCGGACCUCGGUGUAUUCCGGCUCGUUCUCCACGGAUUGGCAGCAGCUGCAGUACAAGGACGGCGAGCUGGCCAAGACCACCACCGCCUUGGGGGUGCAGCCGUGCUUCAAUGCCAACCGCGUGAGCUGGUUUUUUGAUUUGAAGGGCAGCAGC